UUACCUAAUUGCCCUAUAAACACUUCCAUAACUUUCAUUAGGAUCCCAAACCUAAUCCUUCUGAUCCUGGUUGUGUAGAAUGGCUUUGAAGGGCACUAUUGCAUCCAAUGUUGUUGCUCUGCUCCUUUGUUUCAACAUGCUUUCCUAUAACAUAGUGAGUUCCACCUACAUUCCUGUAAUCCCAGAUCCAUCAGUGCCCUAUAAAAAGGGUACGUGUCCUGUGGACACAGUUAAGUUGGGUGUGUGUGCCAAAGUGUUGAACUUUGCCGACGUUAAACUGGGGUCACCACCAACCCUACCAUGCUGCAGCCUAAUCAAGGAUCUGGCUGAUAUUGAAGUUGCUGCUUGCCUUUACACUGCCAUCAAAGCUAACGUCCUUCGCGUCAACCUUAGCCUCCCAAUUUCCUUAAACGUACUGCUCAACAACUGUGGGAGGAAAAGCUCAAACGCUGAUUUCCAGUUCCCUUAAAUUCAUUGUUUCAUCAACAUAUAUAUUCCACAUGUGAUCUUUACCAUAUUUCACACAUCUUCACUGUUAUUUUCUCUUUUCAAUCCAUGUUGUGCUCCAUUUAUUAUUCAUCCUUCUUCUUGUCGGAAUCUUUGAUUGUUGUUUGCAAGCACAAUUGCAAUCUUAACGAUUGAAUGAUCAAGUGAGA
Molecule: messenger RNA, 656 nt
Organism: Vigna umbellata (rice bean)
Lineage: Eukaryota; Viridiplantae; Streptophyta; Magnoliopsida; Fabales; Fabaceae
Source: RefSeq, a predicted model, not a curated record